AUGUUCAACGGGAUGGAUAAUUUGUAUACCGUGAGUGUGUCGGCGCCGGGGAAGGUGAUCCUGCAUGGGGAGCAUGCCGUGGUCUAUGGGAAGACAGCCAUAGCCGUUAGUUUGGGCAUGAGGAGUUCCAUCGUGAUCAAGGAGAUCAACACAGUGAAGGACCCCGCCGUGUACAUCCACAUGCCAAGCGUGGACCUCCAAGAGGUGAUCCCACUAGCCCCCACCGUGAAGGCUCUCUUCUGCCCGCGUCUCCUCCCAGGCAUCACUGGGAAGUUCUCUUGGCGGCUACCAGACAAACUCGACCAUGACCUCCACUUAAAAAGAGUCGAAGAAUUCCUCCACAUCAUCAAGCCUAACUUCGACACCCUUCCGAGCAACCAAAAGAACUCCUUACGAAGCUUUUUAUACAUGUUUUCUGGAAUAUUCGGAAGCACGAACAUGCCCGUGAAGUCCAUGGACAUUUCCAUGGGCUCUGAGCUGACAAUUGGUGCAGGAACUGGUAGUUCGGCGUCCUUUGCUGUCUGCCUGGCGGGUGCCCUCAUACAGCUCCUCAAACUGAAGAGUUCCACCAACUACGACGCGUUCUAUGAUGAGGACUUCACGAUGACUGAGAAGGAGACCAUUUCGGAGUGGGCUUAUAACUGUGAGAAGAUCAUGCAUGAGACGCCUUCUGGGAUCGACAACGCAAUAUGCACCUUCGGCUCCCUCGUCUCCUUCAAGAAGGGCACCAAGCCCAGGGCCAUCGACGCGCGGCUCAACCUUCGGAUACUGCUCGUGGACACCAGGGUGACCCGGGAGACGCGUACCCUGGUCAUGAAGGUCGCUUCAGUCCGCCAGAGGAACAUGGCCGCGGUUGAUCACAUCCUGGAGGCGUGUGACCACGUCGCUAACACUGCCACACAGGUUUUGGUUAAACUCACUAGUGGCAAAUGCGAGAUAGACUCGGAGGCUGAAUACCAACAUUUAGCAGAGCUCUGGGACAUGAACCACUGGUUGCUGGGCGCGCUGGGCGUGUCGCACCCCGCGCUCGAGACCAUCCGGGCGGCGGCGCGCGCGCGCGGCCUCGCCUGCAAGCUCACCGGCGCUGGCGGCGGCGGCUACGCAAUGGUGCUUAUCCCACCGUCCACUCCUCGUACCACCGUGGACUCGCUCUCAGGGCAGCUGCUAGAACUCGGCUUCCGCGUCACCGAGACACGUCUAGGCGGCGCCGGCGUCUCGCUAGAGAUGUGACCCGCGCCCCCACACAAACGCCUGAAGGACUCCUAGCGGGGACGGAUGGGAAUUCACCCGGGGGCAAAUGAAACUCUACGGGGAAUUUAAUAAAAAAUUAUGGAACAUAUGGGACUCUAAAACCUAGAGCGUUAAGAUUUAGUGGUGUACUGAAUCGUGCUUUACCAAAGACAGCUAUAGAUAAUUAUGCUGUUAAAAAUUCUGGGAAGAUAUUUCUGAGUAUCUCUGAAAUAAACUAAACCAAUGAGCGUUACGCCAAAAAGCUCGCGGUACAAAGGAUGUCACGGAAACACUGCACCCUGUUUUAAUGGUGUAUGUGUAUUAAAAUGGGAUAUGUCUUGAAAGUUGUAUGAAUAUCCAAUGGAUGUGAAAAAAAAUACUGAAAAUGAAUGCAAUGUCCACCUGAAUUCGGACAUUAAGACUGAGAGUGAAAGUGUCAAUGUGUUAUAAAGUUAUAAAUAUUUGUGAUAAAAACCGUUCUGUUUUGGAACUCGUUAAGUUGGUGAAGGUGAAAAUUUUAAGUGAAAAAAGUGUUUCAAAGUACAUAACUGGACUGGUGUUCGAAAUGAAAUCGUAUUACAAUUUAUUGUUCAUAGUAAAAUGUUUAUAUUUAAUUUAAUACUUUCCAACAUUUGUGUGUAAAUGAAGCUUUCUUUUUAAAAGCUGUAUAAGUGUUGUUGACAAAUCCCGAUUUGUUUUGUAUGACACAAAGUUGUGUAGCAAAUACAUAAUUAUGUAUGUAUAGGUGUUGAAGCUCUAUCAUUGUUAAAUGUUAUUAUAAUUAUGUAGUAUUAAUUAUUGCCAUGUGACUGUACAGUCAGGUACAAAAUUAUGUUAUUUGAAUCAGACAUUUUAUUAGUAUCCUAUUUUUUGGAUACGAAUACAUCUUUUUGCACCUGACUGUACGACAAAAACCACUGUUUGCUUUCGAAUUGAGCUAAAUGUUUGGCUUUGCUAUUGUCCCCACGGGUAUAAAUAUUGACCAGGGGAAUAUGGGAAUUCCCAUAAUCCCCCUACUUUUACAAUUCUUAAGUAUUUAUGUAUGUGAACGUGUUUUAUUUGAAAACGGCUCUAAAUAAAUUGAUUCUAAUAAAUUGCUACAUUGAGCCUUGAAUAAAGUAUUAAAUUAUGAAAUUGUAUCAACAUUUUGUUUUUAAGAAAGGACAGAAAUCCUAUUUGAGUGAAGUAGAGAUUUGCGUAUUAAUUUUUAAAACUCGUUGCAGAGAAACGGGGAAAAUCGGGCACGGUGACUAACACACAGUAUAAUUCGCUUUAUUAUCUCUCUCUGCCUCGCUGCCUCACUCCGUAUCAAUGGUCAGGCAAAUCCUCCUAUGACGUUCGUUUCAUCCGAAAAACGUCCACUGCUGGACAAAGGAUGACUUACUUCCACCCUAACUUUAUUCUAUUGAUAAACGUCUAGCUAAAUAUAAUUUUAUGUACGUUAGUUAUAAUUUUAGAGAGUACAUAUGCGAUUGUUUUUUGUUUAUAUUAUUUAUUUAUUAGUAUAAUGUUUCUUUCGGUUCAAAAUGGCGUCGAUUUUAUGAGUGUUUUUUGAUUUUCUAUUACAUUGAUAAAAUAUUGUUGAUACCGUUGCUCUUUAUAAAGUUAUUAACGAAUUGUGUAUAUUGAAGAUGAAAUAAUCAUGUUUAUAAUCUUCUUGACUUCGAAAUCGUGAAAACUCAGUAUGCCUGGCACAUAUUUAUACAAUUUACCAAAAAUUGAAGCCCUUUUGAACCAUCUAUACAUACGGGUCGUAAUGAAAUGCUUGUAUGAAUAACUGAUGAAGUGCGAACUCCAAAUAGUGAAUAAAAAGACGUGCUAUCCUUGUCUAACUGAUAGUGUGCGAAGGGGAUCAUUCCACGCGUUGAGAAUGAGAAUUGAGAAAUGUUUUAGAAUUUAAGUAAGUUCGAAUCUUGGUUCUACUCGUACUUUGAUAUGAUAUUCAUCAAACCUCGUAUUUAAUGUUGAACUAAAUGAUUUGGUUUUUAAUUGUAUUUUCAAUAGAAGAUCAUUAUUGUGUACAAUUUUAUUUGCAUGUAUUAUACUUUUUAAUGCAAACAUUGCUAAAAAGGUUUUUCUUCAUAUCUAUAUAUAUAAAAAUGAAACCCGUUUCGCGUUGUCACGGCAUCACGUGUGAACGGCUGAACCGAUUUCGAUAAUUCUUUUUUUUAAAUGUUUGUGGAAGUCCAAGGAUGGUUCUUACGGAAAAAAAUAUUAAGAAAAUCUCUACGCUAAGGCGGUACGAAGUUCGCCGGGUCAGCUAGUUAUUUUAUAAAUUCAAUGGAUUUUUUAAUAAAAUGUGUUCAUUUUGAGCAUUUAUCUUAUCGAAAUCAAUAAAUAUUUAUUGUAGUGUUAUUUAAACACUGCAUAUUAAAUGGAUUUCAAUAAGCAAUCGGUAAAAAUAGCGUUUUACAGCAAAAAUAUAAACAGAAAGUGAGAAAGUGGAUUCAUGCCAAUAUUUAUUAACUACAAAUAAAAAUCCAGACUUUUAACAAACAAAUUAAUUAUACUUAUUUCAAUCAAUUUAUUCAAUUUUUAAUUUAUGUAGACCAUUUUGCAUUAUUAAUAAAUAUAAAAUUAACUUGUGCGGACUGUAGUACAAGUAAAUGAUCUGUUUGAUCUUGUAUUUCCCUGUUUAAUUCUAUCGUUAGUUGUUAAAACCAUUCCAAAUGCCCUGCAUGCGAUUGUAAUUCCAUAGCCUUUAUUAUGAAACGACGAAUACAAAUCUACACAGUAUACGCAAAUGUAGUUGAAACGGAAGGAUCACUCCUCAAAUACAUUUAAAGAAAUGUUACUCUGCGUUAUAAAAUGCAAAUAUGUUAGCUAGUGCUAAUAUCCUGCCGAUAUUCAUUCAAAUGUGGUGAUAAACAUCGAACUCAUAAAAUAUUUUUGUGUGAAGAUAAAAUAAGAAAAUUCCCAUAUUCCCCCCUUCGGGUGUAGAUGAGAAAUGACCACAAAUCAAUAUUACACUGAGCUUAAGUUUGAAUCUAAUUUUUAGUGUCGUUUUAUAAUACGGGCCUAUAAGUAACCGCGGUAUCGAAUAUUAAAAGUACCUCUGCAGGACAACUCCCUUAUUCUGAUUCUCGGAUAUGUCCAUCUCUCUCGCUCAAACGAGAUACUGACAUGUGCGACUGCGACAGAGAACAGCGAUUUAGCGGGUUGUACAAUUUGUUGUGUAAAAACGAAACUGAUUUUAAACGCCUAGCUCUAAGUAGAUAAUUGAGUUUAUAUGUAUUUAUGCAAUUUCCGCGCUCAAAACUAGGAUAAUGGGUGCUAAUCGAUUGUAGAAUUUGUUAAAUUAUGAAAGACUACUUGAGGUAACAAUAAAACUGAAUAAAUGUUCUAUUUUGAA
Messenger RNA from Ostrinia nubilalis (European corn borer), 4582 nucleotides. It is a transcript of the gene Mk, whose product is annotated as mevalonate kinase. The record is from RefSeq and is a predicted model, not a curated record. Gene Ontology annotation, molecular function: ATP binding; mevalonate kinase activity. The transcript is spliced from 6 exons. Bases 1 to 1230 code for a protein of 409 amino acids. Lineage: Eukaryota; Metazoa; Arthropoda; Insecta; Lepidoptera; Crambidae. Gene Ontology annotation, cellular component: cytosol; cytoplasm. Gene Ontology annotation, biological process: cholesterol biosynthetic process; isoprenoid biosynthetic process; isopentenyl diphosphate biosynthetic process, mevalonate pathway.